AAAUUCUAACGAAACCUUCCUCAUAUAUGUGAUAAGAAAUAAAGACUGUCAUGUUUACUUACUGAAAAUUUAAUUAAAAGCUUACAAACUUCAGCUAAUUAUAUAUUGGUGAUGGAAUCCUCACAGAAUCUGCUCAUUCCAGGAUUAAUUAAAUGUGUCAAUUUCUCUGCAGUUAAACAUAAAAAUCAAAGGAGGUUGGAUAAAGAGAAAACGCCUUAUAUCAAUCAUCCGAUUGGUGUAGCAAAUAUUCUAUGUGAAGAAGGCGGGAUUUCUGACCCUGAUGUCAUCAUGGCUGCGAUCCUUCAUGACACAGUCGAAGAUACGGAUACGACGUUUGAAGAAAUUGAACAACAUUUCGGCCACCAUGUCAGGUCGAUUGUCAAGGAAGUAACCGAUGACAAAAGCCUUCCCAAGCAAAGACGAAAGGAUCUCCAGAUUGAACAUGCAAAAGGCUCUUCUUAUGAAGCGAAACUUGUUAAAUUGGCUGAUAAGUUGUACAACCUGAGGGAUUUAAAAAGGCAAACACCUGAGGGAUGGAGCGAUGAAAGAGUGAAUGAAUAUUUCAAAUGGUCUAGUAAGGUUGUGGAAGGGCUUCGAGGUACAAAUAAAAAUCUAGAAGAUAAACUGGACGAUUUAUUCGCUUCAGUAAAAGAUGCCUAAUAAUAUAAACUAUGGCGAUCACAAUAUUUAGCUGUAUUUGUUCUUGAAAUCGUUCAUAAAUUUGAAAAGAAAUGUGGUUUCUUCAACUGAAAUGGCAUUAUAUAUAGAUGCCCUGAUUCCUCCGACCAAUCUAAAAACAACAGUUUAUAGAAAUAUAUAUUUGCUCAAUUAUAAUUUUU
Cimex lectularius (bed bug) is the source of this 839-nucleotide messenger RNA. It is a transcript of the gene Mesh1, whose product is annotated as guanosine-3',5'-bis(diphosphate) 3'-pyrophosphohydrolase MESH1. The record is from RefSeq and is a predicted model, not a curated record. Lineage: Eukaryota; Metazoa; Arthropoda; Insecta; Hemiptera; Cimicidae. Gene Ontology annotation, molecular function: guanosine-3',5'-bis(diphosphate) 3'-diphosphatase activity. The coding region runs from base 112 to 660 and encodes 182 amino acids. The transcript is spliced from 3 exons.